AUGCGUCAGGCUCAGUCUUUGUCCCUCUUGACAGCUCUUCUGUCCGCCACCCGUGUGGCUGGACAUGGUCAUGUCACCAAUGUUGUCGUCAAUGGUGUUUACUAUGAGGGCUUCGAUAUUAACAGCUUCCCCUACGAGUCCGACCCUCCUAAGGUGGCCGCCUGGACCACUCCUAACACUGGCAAUGGAUUCAUUUCCCCUAGCGACUACGGUAGCGACGACAUCAUCUGCCACCAGAAUGCCACCAACGCCCAGGCCCACAUUGUCGUCGCGGCUGGUGACAAGGUCAACCUCCAGUGGACCGCGUGGCCCGAUUCCCACCACGGUCCUGUUCUUGACUACCUCGCUCGCUGCGACGGUGAGUGCGAGACGGUUGACAAGACCACUCUUGAGUUCUUCAAGAUUGAUGGUGUCGGUCUCAUCAGUGACACCGAAGUGCCCGGUACCUGGGGAGAUGACCAGCUGAUUGCCAACAACAACAGCUGGUUGGUCGAGAUCCCCCCGACCAUUGCUCCUGGCAACUACGUUCUUCGCCACGAGAUCAUCGCCCUUCAUAGCGCUGGCACUGAAGACGGUGCUCAGAACUACCCCCAGUGCUUCAACCUCCAGGUCACUGGCUCCGGUACCGACGAGCCCGCCGGUACCCUCGGCACCAAGCUCUACACCGAGGAUGAGGCUGGCAUCGUUGUGAACAUCUACGCCUCUCUGUCUUCCUACGCCGUCCCCGGCCCCACCCAGUACAGCGGUGCCGUCUCUGUCAGCCAAUCCACUUCGGCUAUCACCUCUACUGGAACUGCUGUUGUCGGUAGUGGUAGCGCCGUCGCCACCUCCGCCGCCGCCGCGGCUACCACCAGCGCUGCUGCUUCUUCUGCCGCUGCCACCCCCUCUGCCAGCUCUGGUGCCACCACUACCAGCAGCAGCAGCGGUGCCGCUCAGUCUCUGUACGGCCAGUGCGGUGGUAUCAACUGGACCGGAGCUACCUCUUGCGUUGAAGGCGCUACUUGCUACCAGUACAACCCUUACUACUACCAGUGCAUCUCUGCCUAAGCAGGACACUUAAUUUCUCUAUAGCUAGAUUAUCUAGAUUACCUCAAAUCAGAUCUGCUGAACUUGUAUAUUAGACUGAAUACUCAGAAAAAUGGUUUAUAUUUGACACUGUCUUAUUUUUGCUUUCUCUGCUUUCACUGCGAUGAAAAAUUCCUAGCCAUAGUCAUGUGCCUUUGAAAACUCCGGCAUGUUCAUAGCCAAACUGUGUUUUCCCUGCCUAGUGCGCUUGAGCUCGGAAAUUUCCCGACGGUGAAUGCGUGCAACUUGGUUGCGCUUAGUCGGCGAGGGGAAGUAUCUGCUGCAGGGUGAAAGACAUUUCCCACACAUCGCAACACGAAAAUCUCUC
Messenger RNA from Aspergillus uvarum CBS 121591, 1393 nucleotides. RefSeq lists its product as uncharacterized. Gene Ontology annotation, molecular function: cellulose binding. Bases 1 to 1047 code for a protein of 348 amino acids. The transcript has 2 exons. The record is from RefSeq and is a predicted model, not a curated record. Lineage: Eukaryota; Fungi; Ascomycota; Eurotiomycetes; Eurotiales; Aspergillaceae. Gene Ontology annotation, cellular component: extracellular region. Gene Ontology annotation, biological process: carbohydrate metabolic process.